This is a messenger RNA of Mycosarcoma maydis (corn smut), 2304 nucleotides long. RefSeq lists its product as uncharacterized. The record is from RefSeq and is a predicted model, not a curated record. Lineage: Eukaryota; Fungi; Basidiomycota; Ustilaginomycetes; Ustilaginales. Gene Ontology annotation, cellular component: mitochondrial inner membrane. The transcript has a single exon. Gene Ontology annotation, biological process: mitochondrial respiratory chain complex III assembly. The coding region runs from base 1 to 2304 and encodes 767 amino acids.
AUGGUAGUACUUGUCACUGUCGCACGAGCAGCUUCGGUCCGAUCAGGCGCUGCUAUGAAGCUCGCAUCAAGGACCCUGUGCCAUCAAACAUCUUCGUCCGUGCGAGCAUACUCGACGUCUUCUGGAUUCAAGAUCACCGCCGCUCGCAUCACAGCGAACGGAAGCGCCUCUCAAAGACCUACUCGAAAUGGCGCUCGGUACUCUGCUGCUGCUGCUGCGGCAGCCAUCACUGUCGUGGCUCUGACUACAUGGCGCGCUACCUCCUCACCGUUGCACAAUGAGGCACCUGCUCAGUCUGUAGCCUUCAACGACGAUAUUACACCCACCACGAUGUCACAACAAGAUCAGAUGCGACAGCGCGCAAAGCUUCAAGGUGUCUUUGCCUGGGGUUCCAAUCGGUACAAUGUCGUUGCGCCCGAUGCUCCUCAGGUGACGCUAAUCCGCUCACCGAGGUCCAUUCCCUUUUUUGACGGCGUCGCGCUGCGAGAUAUCAACCUGCAAGAAAAACAUGGAGUAGCAGUAGAUGCCAAUGGUGAUAUCUAUCAAUGGGGUCUCGGAUUCUUCGACCCUUCCGUACGUGAAAUGACCGCGGUUGAGGAUGUUCCACUCGGUCGUCGCCGCGAAAAGACUGGUGCUAACCAAAAUGCUCCGCUUGGCAGCACCGCUAGCUUGGUUCUCAAUCCAGUCAAAACUCUUACCGGCAAGAAAAUUGUCAAGGUUGAAGCCACGGAGGAAAAGGUGUACGCGCUGUCCAAGGACGGUCAUGUCUACGUCUUUUCAGCGGUGCAGCAGCUUCAGGCAAAACCAAAAUACCCUGGCUGGUCGCCCAACCCACUUAAGCUUUUCAACGCCUUUGCUAGCGCCACCAUCGAUCACGAAGUGCUUCAGCCUGCUCCUUCUGUUCGCUGGGGUAGCACGGAAAAAGCGGUUGACAUUGUAGCUGGAAACCACCACCUACUGACCAUCUCUAACAAGGGUCGCACGUUUGCGACACCCAUUGGCGAAGAGGGUAAUGCCUUUGGUCAGCUCGGUACCCGACGGGUCUGGCUCAAUUCUCCAAAGACUCCAGACAGUAAGGCGGGCUAUAUCGAGACGCUUCUCGAGCCACGCGUCUUUGCGGAGCUCGAGGAGAACCACGGCGGACGCCCCAUUGCGACUCUCGUUCCGUCAGGCUGGCUGCCUGCUCCAUCGUCAGAGACCAACCGCACCUCCAAGCCCAAAGCCAUCGACGAAGCUGUGUUCGAAACUAGCACCAACCCAGCACCGCCUCCUAAGCCACUCACCGAGCCAUCUGGUAGCAUUAGAUGGUGCACGACGCUCCACGAGAUUCCUGCCCUGCGCAAUAUCAAUGUGGUUCAGAUCGCUGCGGGAAGUGAGCACUCGCUAGCUCGUACCUACGACGGUCGCGUGCUUUCAUGGGGCCGCCAUACACAUGGUCAGUGCGGACUGGGUCCUAGCUUCAGCAUGGAAUGCGUGCCCGUCCCGACUGAGGUGGUGCUCAGUCGAUCGUUCCCCAACAGCUCAGCCGAUGUGCGGGCGAGCUCGAUCGCAGCAGGUGCCGACAACUCGUUCUUCAUGACGACACGCCGCGAGCCCAGCAGUGUCGGAAAUGGACUCAAGAUUGACCUGCUUGCUUCGGGCAAAGGUCAGUGGGGUACGAUUGGGAAUGCGAUGUGGAGUCAAGUAGUAUCACAACCUUCUCGCGUCAAGACGGUCUCGGGGUUGAUGGAAUUUUCCGAGGCAACUGGCAUGACGCACCCCGUUCCUAUUCACAGUAUCAGUAUCGGAAAGCCCGGUCACGCCGCUCUCGUGUUGGACACGGUCGAAUCAGCUGGUCACCUCGCUUUUGGCAGAGACGUGAUGGUGUGGGGCGCCAACGCUGGAUUCCAACUCGGUCUUAGCAAGCGAUCCAACCUGGCCGUGCCACAGCAUCUCAAACCACUACCUGCGCUGACCUCCACAGUGGGUGGCAGCAUCAUUUCGGAACAGGACGGUCUUGUCGUCAACCCGGCAAAGACAGCCGCUUUCGCCGCGACCACCUUGCCGACAGUGGACCCGAAGCUGCGAGAAGCAGACAUCAACUCGGGCGCACUCACGCAUAUGCCGCACAACCGACUGCAGCUCGCGUCCAAGACCAAAGCUGAUACGCAUCUUCCACCUACCAUAUUGCCCAAGGAUCAGCUGGCGGCACCUGCAACCCCAUCAGCGGUGCAGACGGGUAAAGUGAAGAAGGGUUUGAUGCUCGAGGAGAGUAUCAAGGCGGGCACCGUAUCGACUGUUGUGUAUUGGAAGAUUCUCCAGUGA